Molecule: messenger RNA, 456 nt
Organism: Penicillium antarcticum
Lineage: Eukaryota; Fungi; Ascomycota; Eurotiomycetes; Eurotiales; Aspergillaceae
Gene: ubc2
Product: E2 ubiquitin-conjugating protein RAD6
Exons: 4
Coding region: 1-456 (151 amino acids)
Biological process (GO): DNA repair; proteasome-mediated ubiquitin-dependent protein catabolic process; protein polyubiquitination
Cellular component (GO): HULC complex
Molecular function (GO): ubiquitin conjugating enzyme activity
Source: RefSeq, a predicted model, not a curated record
AUGUCUACAUCCGCCCGCCGCCGUCUCAUGCGGGACUUCAAGCGCAUGCAAACCGAUCCCCCAGCCGGCGUCUCUGCAUCCCCUGUGGCCGAUAAUGUGAUGACAUGGAAUGCCGUCAUUAUUGGCCCCGCCGACACUCCCUUCGAGGAUGGCACAUUCCGCUUGGUCAUGAACUUCGAAGAACAGUAUCCCAACAAGCCCCCUGGAGUCAAAUUCAUCAGUCAGAUGUUCCAUCCCAACGUAUAUGGAACUGGUGAGCUCUGUUUGGACAUUUUGCAGAACCGCUGGAGUCCAACCUAUGACGUUGCUGCCAUCCUGACUAGUAUCCAAAGUCUUUUGAAUGACCCCAACACCUCAUCUCCCGCCAAUGUCGAGGCCUCGAACCUGUACAAAGACAACCGCAAAGAAUACACAAAGCGCGUGCGGGAGACUGUUGAGAAGAGCUGGGAUGAUUGA